UUGAACCAUGGGCGACUACAUGGGAGUCCAGCGACAUAGCCAUUACGCUAACUGCUGGUCCCACCUUAGAAGCAUUUAGAAUAGCACCAGGGAGCAGAAUGGCCUCGCUGGAGUGGCUGCAUCACGGACCUGGGAGCAACUCUACUCCUGUGCCGACCUGAGCCAGGUGUGGGAGGUGGCCCUGCCAAGAAACGGCCGUGAUACCUGGCCCUACAGGUUCCUCUGUAGCUUGGCCUCUUGCUCCCCCAUUGCCCCAUCCCUCACCCCAAACUCCCCAUGACUCUGAGGGUGGAGGCUUCAGCACAUGCCACCUGCCCCAGCCCCAGGUGGGGUGAAGACACCCAGAAAUCCUCUGGUGGGGGGCUUGCUGCUUCCCUCUCUGCUACUGUCUUCGUGUGUGUCUCCCCAGAUACCCCAUCUCUGUGGCUCCUCAUUCUGGCUCUGAGUCUCUACUCAUCCCACCAUGGUUUCCAGGACAGAAAAUGUCAGGGUCCCAAGGGUGUGUCCCAGGUGAGGAUAGAGCUGGUGGUGACAGAUGCAGAACCUCCCUCUCCACCCUCCCCACCCCACCUCCUUGAGAGUAAAGAGAGGGAGGAAGGGGGUCUUCAUUAAUGAACCUCUUAAUCCUGCCACAACGCCUCUUAAUGAGGUGGACGGGCCUCAUUAGAGAGCAGGGAGCCCUGGCAUUAGCUAGUUUGUCACACGCCUCUCCCAGGGCCAGCGCCUGGGUCCUCAGCUGGCCCUGGGGAAACUGGAGCAGGAAGUCUGGGAAACUUGGAAGGGCUGAACCUGGACUCCUGUGUCUGAGGGAGAUGAAGGCUGGGGACGGGACUCCUGGGUCUGUGGGUCUGACGGAGGAGGGGCUGGGAAUCAGGAGCCCCAUGUGUGAGGGAGCGGGUGGGGGGUGGCUGGGGGCCUGGACCUCUGGGUCCUGGGGAGCAGGGGCUGGGGGCUGAACUCCCGAGUCUGAGGGAGGAGAGCCCUGAGCCCAGAUCCUUCCCCCAGACCAACCCCUCUCUUAAAUGCCAGCUGGAGCGCCCCGCCUCCUUCCACCCCCAGUUAACCCCGGGCACAACCGGGGACAGUCGCCCAGACCGAAGGAUGGAGGAGGAGCGGGACAGACACGCGCUCGGUGGUGGCGGGAGGGAGGCCGUCGGGGCCACGAGCCCCCAGGAGCUGCCCCCCUCGCCGCCGUCACCACCACCACCCCCCUCGCCGCCGUCGCCGUCGCCCGCGGCACCGGCGACCCCGGAGCAGCCGCGCUCCGCUCCCCUGUGCGUUUCAGGCAUCAAUAUUUACCAGCCAGCUCCCGCUACUGGGCCCACCCAGCAACCCCUGGAGGCUCUGGGCAAUUUCCGCGGGUGGCACAUCAGCACGGAGCCGCUCCAGCAGAACCACAGCUGGACGGUGAAGCAGCAGUGUGUGGAUCUUCUGGCCGAGGGCCUAUGGGAGGAGCUGCUUGAUGACGAGCAGCCAGAUGUCACAGUCAUGGACUGGUUUGAGGACAGCCGACUGGACACGUGUGUCUACGAGCUGCACGUCUGGCUGCUGGCAGCUGACCGCCGCUCAAUCAUUGCGCAACACCACGUGGCCCCCCGGACCUCUGCGAGAGGCCCCCCUGGCCGCUGGGUCCAGGUGUCCCACGUAUUCCGCCAGUAUGGCCCCGGCGUGCGCUUUGUCCACUUCCUGCACAAAGCCAAGAACCGCAUGGAGCGUGGCGGGCUGCGGCGGACCAGGGUGACCGACUCCUCCGUGUCUGUGCAGCUCAGGGAGUGACUGGCUGUCCCUGUGCCUGUUCUGACUCUCAGUCUCACCUGCCCACUCCUCGACACCCCCCUGACAUUUGGCACCUUCUGACCUGUUAACAUCUCCCUAAGCCCUUAGCACCCUCGGUCCUUAGCAGCCCUUAGAAGCCCCUAACCCCUAGCAGCUCCCUGCACCCUUUGUGACCCUUCAGCACCUCCUGGACCACUGACUACCUCCUAGGCCUGAGUCCUGCCUGGCCCCGGGCUUCUCAUCUGAUGGCUCCACACGUCCCUGAACGUCCGAUUCGUUGGCCUUUCCCCUGCUCUUUCAGAGCUCCAUGAGGGCAGGGGCCACUCCUGCCCGGGGCUUGACAGAGUAGGUGCUCCUUAGAUCCUUUGUUGAGAGAAUGAACGAACUCACGUGCCCAAGCACUGAGCGCUUCCUUGGUUAGAAGUUCACUCAGAGGCCAGUGCUGGCACACUGGUAAUGCAACUAGUUGCACGUGGGAAGGCCCAGAGUUCGCAUCCUGAGACCUCCCAGUACCUCUGGGUGCCGGUGUGUGUACAGAUGCCAUGACCUGGUUGGGUGAGGCUGGGAGUGGACAGAGGUAGCAAGACUCUGCUGAGGGUGUUCUCGCUCUCUCUCAAAAUAAAUAAACUCUAAAAAUAGAACCUUGCUCAAUUUAUAUCCCAUUAACACAUCCUCAAUUCCUUUUUUUUUUAGAGGUUUUUGCUAUAGGGCACGCCAGAAAGACAGAAAGCAAGACAUCAACCC
Messenger RNA from Tupaia belangeri chinensis (Chinese tree shrew), 2520 nucleotides. RefSeq names its product NCCRP1, F-box associated domain containing (gene NCCRP1). NCBI's taxonomy places the organism in Eukaryota, Metazoa, Chordata, Mammalia, Scandentia, Tupaiidae. The coding region runs from base 1102 to 1776 and encodes 224 amino acids. Gene Ontology annotation, biological process: glycoprotein catabolic process; ERAD pathway; SCF-dependent proteasomal ubiquitin-dependent protein catabolic process. The record is from RefSeq and is a predicted model, not a curated record. The transcript is spliced from 6 exons. Gene Ontology annotation, molecular function: ubiquitin protein ligase activity. Gene Ontology annotation, cellular component: SCF ubiquitin ligase complex; cytoplasm.